Osmia bicornis bicornis is the source of this 3537-nucleotide messenger RNA. Its product is annotated as transforming growth factor-beta-induced protein ig-h3. The coding region runs from base 1495 to 3486 and encodes 663 amino acids. The transcript has 14 exons. Gene Ontology annotation, cellular component: extracellular matrix. The record is from RefSeq and is a predicted model, not a curated record. Gene Ontology annotation, molecular function: cell adhesion molecule binding. Lineage: Eukaryota; Metazoa; Arthropoda; Insecta; Hymenoptera; Megachilidae. Gene Ontology annotation, biological process: cell adhesion; extracellular matrix organization.
GUGAGCGAAAGAGACAGCCGGCUACAGGAAGAGGGCACUCAUCACAACGGGUCGCACGGCACUGAAUAAGCAGAAGGGAGAAAAAUGUGUACCACGCGAGUCUGUUUCAUAGAAAUAGAUCCGUCUUUAUUGGGUCCACGGCAUCGGAUAAAUUGCUCUAAAUGGAGAACCAGAACGGUUCAUCCCUUGACGUGCAACCCCCCACGGAGUGUGAUUGAAAUACGCGUUACAUAUGUCACGGAUUGCGAAACGAUGUCACCUUCCAAUCGUUCUUUUGUUUCUUUUCUUAUAAAAGCUAAAAGUCAUAUUUUACAUAGUACAUAGGAAUAUUUGAUUUCAGUAGAUAAAUGAUGAUUUUGACACUCUCGGAGACCGGCGUAUUGCUUUGAACGUACAUGGGCAAUUAUUUGCUGAUACCCAUUUGUAGAGCAGAUUUUAAUCGAGUUUGUAACAACUCCAAUACGUCGUCACGUAUUUGCAAGCUAACGAGUCGGAGAAUUAAAGUACACUCGAGAGAAAGAUUGUAGGCGUACCUAUUGUAUGCACGUGCUGUUUGGAAGACCUGCUUCCAUCGAAUCAAAAGCAACAUGUUAAUUUGCUCUCCAUUGCCAGGCUGAAGAGUAAAUCACGAUUGUGACCAGUGAAGAGAACGAUGCGUAUCGUUUUCUCUUGUCCGAGAUGAUCGUUAAGAUCUCUUCAGCCUUGACCAAUAUACAGAAUCACUUUCCGUGAUUCUGCAUCAACGAAAAUGUAUGCAAAAUCAGUUGUCGCGUUAACAUGGAGAUUCUGUUUAUCGAAUUAACAGAGUGAAUUGUACGCGACCGCGAUGGGAUCCGUCGUUAAAUGUACCACAAUGGAGAAUAAUCUCGUUCGUUUUGUUCUCGUUGCUUUCGGCAGAAAUGCAGAUCGGAAUUGAAACGUUCAUGGUGGAUUAUUUUGAAAGCAUGUAGGAUAUGGACCAAUUUGUAGGGCCCCUUUGUAUAUCCGUUGGGAGGUAACCUAAUUUCUUUAGCAACGAUGGCUACGUACGACUAUAUGUAGACUAAUAUCGGGCUCACUAUGGAUCGUGCAGAUGUUCAAUGCGAGAAUAAGUCAGCUCUCAUCUUGGGCGAUCGUUCUAUCUUAAAUGCGGUGUACGAAAGAGAAAAAUCAAAAAUUAAGAAACUGCUUCAUAAAUGAUAUUAAAAAAAUUGCUGAGUGAAUCUGUCAAGGUCAUCUCAAGAUGUCAAACGCAUUUACUCGAUGGAAAUGAUCCACGAAAAGUAGGAAACGUGACAUGACAAGUGUUCUAAACGCCAAUUCAACUAGAUUGCAUCAUUAUCUGUUUCAUCAGACGUGGAAAUAUUUUCCAGAUGGGGUGGAAGGGUGAAACCCUUAAAUAGGAACUGUCGUGGUUCGAGCCAUCUUAGAAUUCUUUGUGGGAGCGAACAGGUUUCAUUUGAGUCUUUUGAUUAUCGUGUUCUUGCGAGUAUCUUCUCAAAUUAUAGUGAAAAUAUGUACGAUGCAAUUAUAAUUAAAAUAUUAAUUUUAUGCCUGGUACUUGAUGCGAUUUAUGCUUAUCAAAGAGGACCACGGUGGAACGUUGAAGAUGCACAAAGACAAGGACCUAACGUGUGUGCCGUAGAAGUGAACGACGAUAUAAAUUACAGUUAUUACACCGAGAGCAAACAGUGGAAUCCGCGAAAAAUCUGCGGCAAGGAAACAUUUGUCAGAUACGAAUGCUGCGCAGGAUAUUACAGGGUCACCGGUCGUUCUGGCUGCACAGGGGUGAAGCCAUUAAUUGACCUGAUAGAAACAGCGCGACGUGCAGGAUCUAUAAAAUUCGCAAAAUUAAUGGAAAGAUCGAAGUUUGCGAAAGAGUUAAGAAGCGGCUCACCGCUAACGUUGUUCGUUCCAUCUGACGAAGCUUUUGACAAUUAUCUAAGAAUAAAGGGUAUUCGAGCAGAAUGGUUGCACGACGGCAAUAAAUACAUCGAUCUAAUCGCGAAUCACAUUACGAAUAGACGAGUGCUAUCAAAUCAAUGGCAAGAAAAUCUAUUAGUUCCAUCGAGAUUACAAGGAAACGUUUUGAGGAUUAAUAAAUUUUCCAGUGGCAUGGAAACAAUAAAUUGUCAUCGGAUUAUUCGGAAGGAUCAGAUUGCCUCUAAUGGAGUUGUACACGUAAUUGACGGGGUUUUGGACCUCGCUCUGGCAAAGAAUUCAGAUAUCAUUCAUCUUGUUGCAAAGGACGGUAGAUUCCAGAUAUUUACAAAAGCUCUCGAAAACAGUGAGAUCGCAAAGAGGAUUAGAUACAAUGAAAUACCGUGUACCAUUUUUGCACCCACCGACGAUGCUUUUCAUAACAUUCCUCAAAGGCAAUUGAACGAUAUGCUUUCAAACCGUGAUGCGUUAAACGCUCUAAUUGCUCAUCAUGUUGUUACUCAUCCCGUGUGUAUGCCAAACAUCAUUUCGGAAUACCAUGCCACCACCAUGCAGCAACAAAAACUCACGUUAAAUUGUGGUCCACGCGGGCCAAUUGUAAAUCAUGCGAAUCUAAAAAAUGAGAUGUACCAUGGACAAAAUGGGCUGUUGUACGUUCUUGAUCGCGUAUUACUUCCAGAUCGAGCAAAAUCAAUUACGGAUCUAAUGAAGGAAGAAGGAGUAUAUACGUUCCUGAAAAUAAUCAGAACAGCCGAGCUGGAAGAAACUUUGAGGCACUUGAAACACUUUACGGUAUUCGCUCCAUCCGAAACAGCGAUAUAUGCUAUGUCAAAUCAACAGCUUGUCGAAUUGCAAAGAAAUAAGGAAAGUGCUAGGAAAUUCGUUUUCAGUCAUACAGUUAAGGGAGUGUAUUUUACUUAUGAAAUUGGUAAUAAUCAGGUAGUUAAAACCCUUGAAGCAGGAGAUCCUUUACGAUUUCAAGUAUACCCAGGUAACUUUGGAAUAGAGAAUGCAUUGAUUGUAAAAGCUGAUAGAGAAUGCACCAACGGUGUUUUACACGUUAUAAACCACGUUUUACAUCCUGCUAAGGAAUCAUUGGAUAAUAUUUUGAGGAGAAAAGGCAAUUUUAGCAUUUGGUUGGAUGCAAUGGAAAGAAUCAAAGCUAUCCAACCGGAAAUAUACGAUCAAUUUAAACAUCCGAAUUCUUCAUGUACAUACUUCGUUCCUUCGGAUGAGGCAUUUAAGCGGCUGGGAAGUGUUAAACUUAAAAAAUUAUUGCUAGAUAAAAAUUAUUUAUCGAAGGUGAUGAAAAACCACAUUAUGGACAACAUGAUAAUUUCUGAAAGUUUCAGACCAGACCUGCAAUAUACUUUAAAGACGAAGGGAGAUAUGGUAAACGUAGUAAGAAAGAACAAUAAAGUAUUGGUGGAUGAUGCGACGCUGGUAAAGUGUGACAUUAUGAAUAAAGCUGGAGUAGCUCAUGAAAUAAACUCAGUAAUACUACCUGAACAUUGCUCUCGUAGUUAUAGAAAAACACCUAAUGGAACCGCAAAAAGAAUAUGUUAAUGGUAUAAUUAAACAAAUACUUAUAUGUAAAAAUGUAUAUGAGCAAACUAA